This is a messenger RNA of Rangifer tarandus platyrhynchus (Svalbard reindeer), 1488 nucleotides long. Lineage: Eukaryota; Metazoa; Chordata; Mammalia; Artiodactyla; Cervidae. The record is from the annotation of a GenBank genome assembly.
AUGGCCUGGCCAAAUAUUUUUCAAAGAGGAACUCUGCUCUCCCGGUUCAGCCAUCAUCACGUGGUCGUGUUCCUGCUCACCUUCUUCAGUUACUCGUUGCUCCAUGCGUCAAGAAAAACAUUUAGCAAUGUCAAAGUCAGUAUCUCUAAGCAGUGGACCCCAAGUGCUUUUAACAAGUCAAUUGAAUUACUGCCUGUGGAGAUUUGGAGCAGCAACCAUUUGUUUCCCAGCGCAGAGGAAGCCACUCUUUUCCUCGGAACGCUGGACACCAUUUUCCUCUUCUCCUAUGCCGUGGGCCUUUUCGUCAGCGGUAUCGUCGGGGAUCGGCUGAAUUUGCGAUGGGUUCUGUCUUUUGGCAUGUGCUCUUCUGCAUUAGUGGUGUUCGUCUUCGGCACUCUCACGGAAUGGCUGCAUCUCUACAACAAGGGGCUGUACUGCGGCCUGUGGAUCGUGAACGGCCUGCUGCAGUCCACUGGCUGGCCCUGCGUGGUUGCUGUUAUGGGCAACUGGUUUGGGAAAGCUGGGCGAGGGGUUGUCUUUGGUCUCUGGAGUGCCUGUGCCUCAGUGGGCAAUAUUUUGGGCGCAUGUCUCGCUUCAUCUGUUCUUCAGUAUGGUUAUGAGUAUGCCUUCCUGGUGACGGCGGCCGUGCAGUUUGCUGGUGGGAUCGUCAUCUUCUUUGGACUCCUGGUGUCACCGGAAGAAAUCGGUAUCCCAGGUAUCGAGACAGAAGAAAAUUUUGAAGAAGACUCGCACAGGCCGUUAAUUAAUGGUGCUGAAAACGAAGAUGAAGCUGAGCCUAAUUAUUCAAUCCAAGAAGGCAAUACUGUGACCCAAGUGAAGGCAAUAAGCUUCUUCCAGGCUUGUUGCCUUCCUGGAGUUAUAGCGUAUUCACUGGCCUACGCAUGCUUGAAGUUAGUGAAUUACUCCUUCUUCUUCUGGUUGCCCUUUUAUCUGAGUAACAACUUUGGAUGGAAGGAGGCCGAGGCUGACCAGCUGUCCAUCUGGUACGACGUCGGAGGAAUUAUAGGUGGAACGCUGCAAGGCUUCAUCUCUGACAUGUUACAGAGGAGAGCGCCGGUGUUAGCUCUCAGUCUGCUUCUGGCCAUCGGGUCCCUGGUUGGAUACAGUCGUUCUCCAAACGACAAGUCCAUCAAUGCGCUUCUGAUGGCUGUCACAGGAUUCUUUAUUGGUGGACCUUCUAAUAUGAUAAGCUCUGCUAUUUCUGCGGACCUGGGUCGUCAGGAGCUGAUCCAAGGGAGCAGUGAGGCUUUGGCGACCGUCACUGGGAUCGUUGAUGGAACCGGGAGCAUUGGAGCUGCAGUGGGCCAGUAUUUAGUGUCUUUGAUCCAGGACAACCUGGGAUGGAUGUGGGUUUUCUACUUUUUCAUUCUUAUGACAAGUUGCACAAUUCUGUUUAUUUCACCAUUAAUAGUGAGGGAAACAUGCUCUCUUAUGCAAAGACGACAAACUCGCGUAUUGAAUGAGUGA